This is a messenger RNA of Vicia faba (fava bean), 399 nucleotides long. The record is from the annotation of a GenBank genome assembly. NCBI's taxonomy places the organism in Eukaryota, Viridiplantae, Streptophyta, Magnoliopsida, Fabales, Fabaceae.
AUGGUCGAACUAAAUCCCUUUUCAAUCUUUACAACUUCGACAAAAAUUCCUAAAAUGAAGCCAAAAUCAUCGGUGAAUCGACCUCCAACACCAGAUGUUUCCGAUAAUUUCCCAGAAAGGGAACCAACGUUUCAGGAACUCAUCAAUAUCAAGUUUAUUGAGACUGGAGAGAAGGAGCGGUUGAUGGAGCUUUUGAGGGAAAGACUUGUGGAUUGUGGUUGGAAAGAUGAAAUGAAAUCUAUAUGCAGGGCUUUUGUGAAGAAGAAAGGAAGGAAUAAUGUUACUCUAGAUGAACUUAUACACGUAAUUACUCCAAAGGGCCGAGCCUCAGUUCCUGAUUCUGUAAAAGCUGAGCUAUUGCAAAGAAUUCGAACAUUUCUUGUUUCGGCAGCUCUCUAA